UCAGUUGGUUGCGAUCGGCCAGAUCGUGCGGACGUGUUUUUUUCUUGCGAAAGUCGCCUGAAUCGAUGAAGUAGUACUAGUAGGCUGUGGUAGGUGAUUAGAUGCUGGCUGAUGGUCGACUAGUUGGAACGGGAGCUCGUUGGACAAUCGAAAGAGCAGCAGCUGAUAAAGUGUGUGAAAGUUCCUAAACAAUUAUUCGGUAGCCGACGACCCGAGCGCUGGAAGUAAACAUUUGGGCAAAAGAUUAGAACUUGAUCGAAUCGGUGUGCGAAUUGUAUAGAGUAGUGAGGUAUUAAGUGAAAUUAAAUGUAAACCGUUGAUAAGAAAUGCAGUGAAGCGUCCGAUAAUCGAAGUUAAAACCCGAUCGUUGCAAAAACCCGUGUUCCUGAUUCGUAAACGAAAAAUCAUCACCUAAGCUGAAAUGUUGUCGUUCAAAUCGAUCGUGCUGGCAGCGGCCGUGCUGUAUGCUGGGAUCACUUAUGCCAUUCAGGUUCCAACCGUCGAUCAGUUGAGCAUUGCCAGCAACGAUCGGCAGGAUUUUGCCUCGCCCUAUCAUCAAGCACCGGCUGGAAUCGGUGGCAGAGAUGAACCGCGAGCUUACCGACCGGAUACGUCGUCUCUGGAUUUCGUGUACCAUAACCAUGAGGACAUGACCAGAUAUCUGCGAGCGACGACCGCUCGAUACCCUAACCUAACUGCCUUAUACUCCAUUGGCAAGUCCGUUCAAGGUCGCGACCUAUGGGUGAUGGUCGUUUCGGCUUCCCCGUACGAACACAUGCUCGGCAAGCCGGAUGUUAAGUACAUCGGAAACAUCCACGGUAACGAAGCCGUCGGUCGCGAAUUGCUGCUUCAUCUGAUACAGUACCUGAUUACCAGCUAUACUAGCGAUCCUUACAUUAAGUGGUUGCUGGAUAACACUAGGAUUCAUAUCUUGCCUUCGCUGAACCCGGAUGGGUAUGCCGCGUCCAAGGAGGGUACCUGCGAUGGAGGCCAGGGACGCUACAACUCGCGAGGGUUCGAUUUGAACCGGAACUUCCCGGAUUACUUCAAGCAGAAUAACAAGCGAUCUCAGCCGGAAACGGAAGCGGUUAAGGAGUGGAUCUCGAAGAUUCAGUUUAUUCUUAGCGGAUCACUGCACGGUGGCGCACUGGUUGCCAGUUACCCGUACGAUAACACACCUAAUGCUAAGAUUUGUCGAUCUUCGUCGACGUGUGCCGUAUUCAACAGCUACGUUCAGCAGCCGUCGCUGACACCGGACGACGACGUGUUCAAACAUCUGUCGCUGACGUACUCCAACAAUCACGCCAAGAUGUCCCGUGGAGUUGCCUGCAAAUCGGCGUCACCUUCGUUCGAGAACGGAAUCACUAACGGGGCUGCUUGGUAUCCGUUGACCGGAGGAAUGCAGGACUUUAACUACGUGUGGCACGGAUGUAUGGAGAUUACGCUGGAGGUGUCCUGCUGCAAGUUCCCUCCGGCUUACGAGCUUCGCAAGUACUGGGACGAUAAUCAGCUGUCGCUGAUCAAGUUUCUAGCUGAAGCUCAUCGGGGCGUUCAAGGUUUCGUCGUUGAUCCGAAUGGGAGUCCGAUCGAGCGGGCUCAGCUGAAAAUCAAGAGUAGAGACGUCGGCUUUGUCACUACCAAGUACGGCGAAUUCUGGAGAAUUCUGAUGCCCGGCGUGUACAAACUGGAGGUGUUCGCCGACGGGUUCGUUCCCAGAGAUGUUGAUUUUAUGGUUGUUGAACAACAUCCGACGCUGCUGAACGUAACCAUGCAACCAUCGAAGCGCAACGACGGCGCCUACUAUCGUCCCGUCCAAUCAUCCCCAUCGCAGUACCGUCCGCAGCUAGCCGUCCCGGCUGCCCAAACUGCGGGUGCUGGAUCUCCAGCCGACGAGGGUAUCCUUUCGACACUGAGCAACGGUUUCAACAGUUUGGUGAACAACAUUUUCGGUUAAACAACAGCACACAAUCAACUGACCUCAGGGGUUCCGCCGGAGGGCAGUGUAAUCGGAUGCAGUAUUAAUAAAAAAUGGCAUAGACAACAACAAAAAUUCAGCUCGGAAGCGAAACUUCCGAGGGUAUUCAUCAGAUAACAUGCUUAUUGAUUGGUUGCUUGGCAAACCAAAUUAUUUUUGCACUCUAACAAACAGCGGCUAGCAUAAACAGGACGAUAUAAUGUGCGUGCUCCAGUGAUAUGACGAUAACAUAACUUUUAAAACUUGAAAUGAAUACAAUCCGACUUAGAACAAAUCAUUAGACUAGUUAAAACUUGAAAAGGAUAUAUAUUUAAAUGCAUAUGCAACAGAAGAUAUUCGAUAUAUGGAAGGCGUUCUCCAAACUAUGUUCACAUUUUAGUGAUUUAAUAAGAGCUAUUGUUCAAAAUAAUCGAAUGAAUCGCUUCCAACUCACAAAUUCGUUGUUAGGCACCUAGAAUUACUGUUAAAAGAACUUAUUAUAGAUUCAGAUGAUGAAGACUUAUUUAUUACGAUAAUAACGGCACAAAAGUCGUCAAAUACACCAAGGAAAAUAAA
Molecule: messenger RNA, 2530 nt
Organism: Topomyia yanbarensis
Lineage: Eukaryota; Metazoa; Arthropoda; Insecta; Diptera; Culicidae
Product: carboxypeptidase D
Exons: 5
Coding region: 422-1954 (510 amino acids)
Biological process (GO): proteolysis
Cellular component (GO): cell surface
Molecular function (GO): metallocarboxypeptidase activity; zinc ion binding
Source: RefSeq, a predicted model, not a curated record